GGCGGCCGACACUUUCUCGGCUACCCCUAUUCUAUACACUGCGGUACUCUUUGGCUCUGAUCAGUUUCUCACCAAAACGUUACUCUCAAAUUAAGUUACAAGCUCUGAUACUUGCAACAAAAUUUAAACUAUCCAACUAACCGUUGAAUGUUUUAUAGCCAUAACAAGGACAUUCCUAGAUGUAUAUCUUUGAAAUAGCAAUUUUAACUAGGUUUGAAACGAGUCAACUACACCGUGCGUCUCUGUGUAGCUGCGGCCACGAAAUCAGUGUCGGCAAGAUUCGGAGUUACUGUGCAUUGAAUACUUUCGCUGUUGAAACAGUCCCCGUGAGCUUUGGUGACAUAGUCAAAAUCAGUUCUGUGUUAAGAUCCUACAUUAAUGAAGUCAUAUUUAUACUUUAUGUAGAGGACCAGCACCCAGCUAUCAUGCCAGACCUUUGGCAAGAAGCGAUGGACCAUGCUGUGUCCCUGGCCCGUAAAGCUGGAGAGAUUGUGAGGGAGGCACUGCAGAAUGAGAUGAAGUUUGUAUGCAAGAGUUCCUCAGUGGACUUGGUGACCAAGACUGACCAGAAAGUGGAACAGCUCAUCAUUGCUUCUGUCAAAGAGAAGUUCCCAACACACAGCUUCAUUGGAGAGGAAUCUGUGGCUGCAGGUGAGCCUUGUAUUCUGUCAGACAACCCUACCUGGAUUGUUGACCCUGUGGAUGGGACUACCAAUUUUGUGCACGGAUACCCAUUUGUAGCCAUUUCAAUUGGUUUUGCUGCUAAUAAACAGCUUGAAUUUGGAGUGGUUUACAGCUGUCUGGAAGACAAGAUGUACACAGCUAGGAAGGGCAAGGGUGCCUUCUGCAAUGGUCAGCCUCUACAGGUGUCUGACCAGACAGAUAUCAAUCAGUCCAUUAUUGCCACAGAGUUUGGAUCAAACAGAGAUCCAGAGGUGGUCGACAAGAUCUUUUCCAACAUGAGGAAAGUUCUAACUCUACCCGUCCAUGGUAUGCGUGGCGUUGGCACUGCUGCCACUAACAUGUGCCUGGUGGCCACAGGCUGUGUGGAGGCUUACUAUGAGAUCGGCAUCCACUGCUGGGAUGUUGCUGCCGCUGCCGUGAUAGUGUCUGAGGCAGGAGGAGUGCUCAUGGAUUUGGAGGGGGGACCAUUAGACCUGAUGUCCAGAAGAGUUCUGGCAGCUAACAACAAGACAAUUGCACAGAGACUUGUCAAAGAGAUUGAGACAUAUCCUGCCGAAAGGGAUGAUGCCCCUUUGGACUCAAAGAAAUGAAGCCAUGAAUGUUACUCUUAAAGGUGAAGCGAGUAAAUUUAUUGAUGUUAUGAGUUUGAUGUACAUCACACCAGUAGUAAAUUAGUGAAGAGAACGAAAGCAGUACAAUGGUUUACCUUUAUGCUGAAGUCUUACACAAUUUAAAGAUUAAGAACAUAAAUUAUAUUUUGUACUCUGCAUUGUGCACAUGCCAGUUAAAUACUUCCUUUGAAAUACAAAGUAUAAAAGACCAAAUCCCUAUGUUUUUUGUCUUUUUAAGGCUGGUGUAGUAGAAAAAUAAAAAGUAUAUAAAUAAAACUGUCAAGAGUGACAGCAAUAUUAGUGUCAAUAUAUUCAUCUAUUUUCAUAAUCUCAUGGCUUUGGGAAUGGCCACACUAUCUUAGUCAAAGUGCAAAACAGUGCUCAGAACGAAUGCAUUCACUGUAAGGUGUGACGCUGCAGUCACCCAUGACAACAAAUAAAGAUGUUAAUAAAUUAAUUUUUUUUAUUAAAAGUUAAAUAAAUUCAUAUUCUUAGUAUUCUUAUAAGUGCACAACAGUACCUCUGGUAUCAAUGUAAAAUAAAUGCAUGUCAAACAAAAAAAUAUUCACAACCAAACCAAAACACUAGCGCCACACGAAACAGUAGGGGGUGCUAGCAGACAGACAUUACUUGUGUGACACAUAGGCUGUGGCUAUGUCUCAAAUGGCGCACUUUUGUCAGUGCACUGACAGUCCGUGCAUAGUGCACACAGUGCGCUGAGGUCUUUAGUGCAUAGUGUC
Molecule: messenger RNA, 2035 nt
Organism: Engraulis encrasicolus (European anchovy)
Lineage: Eukaryota; Metazoa; Chordata; Actinopteri; Clupeiformes; Engraulidae
Gene: impa1
Product: inositol monophosphatase 1
Exons: 9
Coding region: 180-1274 (364 amino acids)
Biological process (GO): inositol metabolic process; signal transduction; phosphatidylinositol phosphate biosynthetic process
Molecular function (GO): inositol monophosphate 1-phosphatase activity
Source: RefSeq, a predicted model, not a curated record